Messenger RNA from Ceratosolen solmsi marchali, 1102 nucleotides. RefSeq lists its product as uncharacterized. The coding region runs from base 20 to 1042 and encodes 340 amino acids. NCBI's taxonomy places the organism in Eukaryota, Metazoa, Arthropoda, Insecta, Hymenoptera, Agaonidae. The transcript is spliced from 7 exons. The record is from RefSeq and is a predicted model, not a curated record.
GAAUAAUUUAGAGUUCAGGAUGAUGUCUACUUCAAAGUUGGUGAAUAAACAAUUUAACUCUCCAAUUAAUUUGUAUUCGCCACAAUCCAUUCAAGAGACACUGGAUCGCCGAACAGAAGUUUUAUCUAAUGGCGCUAUCGGAAUUGAUUUCCAUCAAUUGGCCAAGCCUACGAAUUUACAAAAUAGCGCUGUUUUAAGAAUGCUUGAGGAAGAAGAAAGAAUAAAGGCAGAAAAAGCUGGUUUGAAGAGAGUUGCGUGGCCACCUCCUCCAGAAGGAGAAGACUACUUUAAUUGUAUUGAACAGGAUCCUAUACAAGCAAAGGAUAAAAUCGGAAUAUCGAAAAUAGAAUACAGUUAUAGAGUGCCAAGUGGGCAGGUAAGACGAUUGCAUUUGCCGACGAAAAAUUGGACACCGGUGGUAGCUCUCGUGCCGCCGUCCUCAUUGCAAACUAAUACGAUAUCGGCACCACUCAUCACCUGGACAAACGCGGCCACGAGAAAAAUUCAUGCCUUGUAUGAGUACGAUGAGACCCGAUUUCAGAGUCAGCAGAAUUCACAAAGCCAUAUUCUUGGUAGCUGGAGUGAUAAGCCUCAACAAACCUUAUCUAUUAGACAGAGGAGUCUUAAAUUUUAUGUGCAGGAACAAUAUUCACAAGAUUAUUAUCAACAACAUAACACAAGAACACAUUUUGAACCACCGCCAACAGUUAUAACAUUAAGACCAGAGCCUCCAAUUUCACAGACGCCGUCACCCGUUUAUCAAGCGCAACCUGCUGCUAUAAAUCCUAAUAGCAGCAGCAGCAGCAGCAGCAGCAGCAGCAGCAUGCGCGGCGACCUGAAGUGGCCACCAGCCCCGGUAAAGGAGCAGGCAGAAGCCGAGAAUCGAGCUCGAAUUGAGCUUGCCAAAGGACCGGUUUGUCGUCCGCGGCGCGUCAACAAGGACUACAGUGGUUUUUUUGCUCAGCAUUCCAGCACCAAGAAUUACCCAGUGUACCGGGCCCCUCCCGGCACGCAGUACUUUACUCCAGCAUACCAACAAUGACAGAAUCAGCAGUGCGAGACAACUACGAACCAUAAUGACGUUCUUCAGCUCCAUGGAUAU